GCUGUUCCGCGGCCGCGGGUCCCGGCACGAUGCAGAAGAGCGUGCGGUACAACGAGGGGCACGCCCUGUACCUGGCGCUGUUGGCCCGCAAGGAGGGCACCAAGCGGGGCUACCUCAGCAAGAAGACGGCGGAGACCAACCGCUGGCACGAGAAGUGGUUCGCCCUCUACCAGAACGUGCUCUUCUACUUCGAGGGCGAGCAGAGCGCCCGCCCCGCUGGCAUGUACAUGCUGGAGGGCUGCAACUGCGAGCGGGUGCCGGCUCCCAAGGGAUGCUCGGCCGGCAGCGCCAAGGAUGCUGCUCUGGACAAGCAGCAUUACUUCACUGUUCUCUUUGGCCAUGAAGGGCAGAAGCCACUGGAGCUCCGUUGUGAGGAUGAAGUUGAUGGAGAUGAGUGGGUGGAAGCUAUUCACCAAGCGAGCUACUCAGACAUCCUGAUUGAGAGGGAGGUGCUGAUGCAGAAGUACAUCCACCUCGUGCAGAUCGUGGAGACCGAGAAGAUUGCGGCCAACCAGCUCCGGCACCAGCUGGAGGACCAGGACACGGAAAUCGAGAGGCUGAAGUCAGAGAUUGUAGCACUGAAUAAAACAAAGGAAAAAAUGCGACCUUAUCAAGGCAACCAGGAAGAUGAGGAUCCAGAUAUUAAGAAGAUUAAAAAGGUUCAGAGCUUUAUGCGGGGCUGGUUAUGUAGAAGAAAAUGGAAAACUAUUGUCCAAGAUUACAUUUGUUCUCCUCAUGCAGAAAGCAUGAGGAAAAGGAAUCAGAUAGUUUUCAACAUGGUGGAGGCUGAAUCUGAGUAUGUGCAUCAGCUUUAUGUGCUUGUGAACUGUUUCCUGAGGCCUCUCAGGAUGGCUGCGAGCUCGAAGAAGCCGCCCAUCAGCCACGACGAUGUCAGCAGCAUUUUCCUCAACAGUGAAACAAUCAUGUUUCUUCAUGAGAUAUUUCACCAAGGCUUAAAAGCAAGAAUAGCUAACUGGCCUACCUUAAUUCUAGCUGACUUAUUUGACAUUCUGCUGCCAAUGCUGAACAUAUAUCAAGAAUUUGUUCGAAAUCAUCAAUAUAGCCUACAAGUACUGGCAAACUGUAAGCAAAACAGAGAUUUUGACAAACUCUUGAAGCAAUAUGAAGCCAACCCAGCAUGUGAGGGGCGAAUGCUGGAAACUUUCCUUACUUACCCCAUGUUUCAGAUUCCCAGAUAUAUUAUAACACUUCAUGAACUUCUGGCUCACACACCACAUGAACACGUUGAGCGAAAAAGCCUUGAAUUUGCUAAAUCCAAACUAGAAGAACUUUCAAGGGUGAUGCACGAUGAGGUGAGUGACACGGAGAAUAUCCGGAAGAAUCUGGCCAUAGAGAGAACCAUAGUAGAAGGCUGUGACAUAUUACUGGACACCAGCCAAACUUUUAUACGCCAAGGUUCCCUUAUCCAAGUCCCUUCAGUUGAGAGGGGAAAGCUUAGUAAAGUUCGCCUGGGGUCAUUGUCUUUGAAGAAAGAAGGAGAAAGGCAGUGCUUCUUGUUUACAAAACAUUUUUUAAUUUGUACUAGAAGUUCAGGAGGAAAACUGCAUCUUCUCAAGACAGGAGGUGUUCUGUCUUUAAUAGAGUGCACACUGAUCGAGGAGACAGAUGCCAGUGACGAUGACUCAAAAGGUUCUGGACAGGUAUUUGGACACCUUGAUUUCAAACUUAUAGUUGAACCCGCGGAUGCUCCUCCUUUUACUGUUGUCCUUUUAGCCCCAUCACGACAGGAGAAAGCUGCGUGGACAAGUGAUAUCAGUCAGUGCAUUGAUAAUAUAAGAUGCAAUGGGUUAAUGACAAUAGUGUUUGAAGAAAACUCCAAAGUCACAGUGCCACAUAUGAUCAAAUCUGAUGCUCGUCUUCAUAGAGAUGACAUUGACAUCUGCUUCAGCAAAACGUUGAACUCCUGCAAAGUGCCCCAAAUCCGCUAUGCGAGCGUCGAGCGCCUCUUGGAACGACUGACAGAUCUGAGGUUUCUGAGCAUCGAUUUUCUGAACACCUUCCUGCACACCUACCGCAUAUUCACUACGGCAGCUGUUGUCCUGGAAAAGCUCUCAGACAUCUACAGACGGCCCUUCACCUCCAUUCCUGUCAGGUCUUUGGAACUGUUCUUUGCCACCAGUCAGAACAACAGAGGGGAGUACCUGGCUGAUGGAAAGUCACCACAUCUCUGCCGCAAGUUCUCUUCUCCUCCUCCACUGUCACUCUCCAGGACUUCCUCACCCGCAAGAACACGAAAGCUGUCCCUGACCUCCCCCCUGAACUCGAGGAUCGGUGCCCUUGACCUCUCUGCUUCGUCUGCAGCCAGCAGUCCUACCUCAAACUACAGCCCAGCCACCUCCCCUCCACCUACGGGCAGCAAAGUGCCCCUGGACCUGAGCAGAGGGCUCUCGUCCCCAGAGCAGAGUCCAGGGUCCAUCGAGGAGAGCCUGGAGAACCCCCGCAUGGACCUCUGCAACAAGCUGAGGAGGAGCAUCCGCAGAGCAGCAGUUCUGGAUUCUGUGUCAGUGGACAGGACAAUCCCUGAAAGCACCUCAGUAGUGGACACCACAGAGCUUUCACCAUGCAGAUCCCCCUCGACACCACGUCACCUACGCUACCGCCAGCCAGGAGUGCAAGCUGCUGAUAACAGCCACUGCUCAGUUUCUCCUGCUUCUGCUUUUGCUAUUGCUACGGCUGCAGCAGGGCAUGGAAGCCCACCAGGAUUUAACAACUCCGAGCGCACGUGUGACAAGGAGUUCAUCAUACGCAGAGCGGCCACGAACCGUGUCCUCAACGUCCUGCGACACUGGGUCUCUAAGCACUCACAGGAUUUUGAUCUGAACAACGAGCUGAAAAUGAACGUGUUCAAUUUGCUGGAGGAAGUUUUGAGAGACCCUGACCUUCUUCCACAAGAAAGGAAAGCUACUGCAAAUAUACUGAGGACUCUUUCUCAGGAUGAUCAAGAUGAUACCCAUUUGAAAAUAGAGGAUAUCAUUCAGAUGUCGGACUGUCCAAAACCAGAGUGCUUUGAGACACUGUCAGCCAUGGAGCUUGCGGAGCAAAUCACCCUCCUUGACCACGUGGUGUUCCGGAGCAUCCCCUAUGAAGAGUUUCUUGGGCAGGGCUGGAUGAAAGUGGAUAAAAAUGAGAGAACACCCUAUAUUAUGAAAACCAGUCAACAUUUCAAUGAUAUGAGUAACCUGGUGGCCUCCCAGAUCAUGAACUAUGCUGAUGUCAGCUCCCGGGCCAACUCCAUUGAGAAGUGGGUGGCUGUUGCUGAUAUUUGCAGAUGUUUGCACAAUUAUAAUGGUGUGUUAGAGAUCACCUCAGCCUUGAACAGAAGUGCAAUCUACAGGCUUAAGAAAACCUGGGGUAAAGUAUCCAAACAGACAAAGGCUCUCAUGGACAAGCUUCAGAAGACUGUAUCAUCUGAAGGAAGAUUUAAAAACCUUAGAGAAAUGCUCAAAAAUUGUAACCCACCUGCUGUUCCCUACCUUGGGAUGUACCUGACGGACCUGGCCUUUAUUGAAGAAGGAACACCCAACUUCACUGAGGAAGGACUUGUCAAUUUUUCCAAAAUGAGAAUGAUCUCACAUAUUAUCAGGGAAAUACGGCAGUUCCAGCAGACCUCCUACCGCAUAGAUCAUCAGCAGAAGGUCACUCACUACUUACUUGACAAGACACUCAUUAUAGAUGAAGAUACGUUAUAUGAGCUCUCCCUGAAGAUCGAGCCCAGACUCCCUGCCUGAAACUCAGCUUUGCCUCAGAGUCUACAGAAAGCUUUAGUACAAUGAACAGCAUCAUGCAUGCCAUGUCCUAAAGACAGCAAGGGAAAUUUUGGGAGGAAUGCCAGCUCUGUUUUCCAGUAAGAGAUACAGAGUCUCACAGCAUUUCCCUCUCUGGCAACGAAAACAAACAUUGGGGGUGGAAGACAAAGACACUUCCUACCCGGAUUAAGUGAUUGCUGCUUUGCAAAGAUAAUUUUUUGCAGCAGGGACUAUGAUUUAAUGGAAAAUAGGAGACUUUACUGUGAACAGGCUCUCAUUGCAGCCAUCUUAAUGUGACAAAUUAAGGGUACAGAUUUAAAUGAUGGCAAUAUACUCAGAUAUAUUAAGAUGAGUAAGCAAAAUGAGGUGGCUGGGCUGAUGGCUAACUGUGUGUCCACUGAGGCAGCAAUGGUGGUGAUGUCCUCAUAUUCUGUUAAUUUCAUUGAGAAACCAGACUUUUAACAGUCAUCUGCUAUUUUGGAGUGACAUUAAGAAAGCAUCUAGUAACUUCAGACCUGCAGUUGUUCUAAAAGACUCACUGUACAUUUAAUGCUACUCUUUAUAAAACACCUUCUUCUUUAAAUGUCUCAUCAGCCUUUUCUAAGAUGACUGAUUGUAGCUGUAAACAAUUUGUAAAUAUUUUUUUCAUCCCUGAGAGUAUUUACAGCAUGGAAAGCAAACGGACUAAUGGAAUAGCUGUACAUAGUUGCCAGCCUUCUCAGCUGGGAAACACAAAGUGAGAAAUCUGCACGCGCAGUGGAUGGGAUGGUGAGUCAUGUUGCACACAGUCCUGGAAAAGGCACUUUAUUUCCCUGCACCUCCUGCAACUUCUCUGACAAGCUGGGCUGCAGAGCACUUUCUGGACUCAUUGUGGAGAGAAACACACGUCUGAUCUGGCAGUGGGUGGUGACCAGCAGUGAACACUCAGAGCUGGAGCGACAGUUCCGUUUCACUUGGCAUCAGCAGUUUGAAAAAUGUCUUGUUUUGUUUUGUUUUGUUCAGCCAUUUGACACUAACUUAGUUCUAAAAUCAUAUAUACCAGUGGCAAACGUUGAAUGCCAGCAAACACAAAAUAUGUAUUUUUAUCUGAGAUAGUAAUUAUCACUUGCAUAAGGGCAUAUGUAUGAGAAAAUGUGCUGUUUGUAAAUGUUUUCAGAGCAUGUGCUUUUGUGAUGUACCAGGUAGAUAGAUGUCAUUUCUACAGCUAGUGGGUACUUUCUAUAUUUUCCUCAUCAAGAGUGGCCUGUCGUAGCUGCAUGGACAGUGAGCUCAAAUGCAUGUUGUAAAGGGCAUCAUAGUAUAAAACACAGGUGUUAGCACUGUUGAAAAAAAAAAAAAAUUGGCUGGAAAAGUGUCCUUACUUUUCCAAUGAUAUUCAGCCAGUUGAAGAAAUAGGGCUAUAUCACCGUAUACCUCCCUUAAAUUCUCUCAGGGAGACAGAUGCUUAAAACAGAUUGUGACCUAGGCCUAUUUGAUCUGACAUAUCUUACCACAGUCAUGAUGCUUCUCAAUGCUGAAGGUGAAAAAUGGACCUACCUGGCUUGUGGUUUUUGUCUUUAUUUGCACUUUAAUUAUAUUGCUGGCCCAGCCCAGAGCUGCACAAUGAAUUCCAUUUGUUCUGUCUGAGUGUAACUGCCAGCAUUUACAAAUGUACCUUAGCAACUGUAAAUUUCAUUAAGGUUCUUAUCCACAAGGACCAUCUCUUUGUAAAUAAGUGCAUGGGGAAGUGUCACAGAUAAUGGAGAAUUCCUCCAUUAGAAGAGCAGACAGCAAGAGAGAAGGAAAUGCCAGAAACACAUUAGAUUGUUCUGGCUAAUGAUUGCUGUGAAAACAAACACGGAAAAUAUUACUUAUAGAAACCUUUUGAAAUGUUUGUUUCUUUUCACUAAUGACUGACAAGAAGCUGAUUGCAUCCCAGUGCAUGAUAUGAGGAAAA
Molecule: messenger RNA, 5703 nt
Organism: Empidonax traillii (willow flycatcher)
Lineage: Eukaryota; Metazoa; Chordata; Aves; Passeriformes; Tyrannidae
Gene: RASGRF2
Product: Ras protein specific guanine nucleotide releasing factor 2
Exons: 27
Coding region: 30-3749 (1239 amino acids)
Biological process (GO): Ras protein signal transduction; positive regulation of GTPase activity
Cellular component (GO): plasma membrane
Molecular function (GO): protein binding; guanyl-nucleotide exchange factor activity
Source: RefSeq, a predicted model, not a curated record